Messenger RNA from Stegastes partitus (bicolor damselfish), 2132 nucleotides. RefSeq names its product tyrosyl-DNA phosphodiesterase 1 (gene tdp1). Gene Ontology annotation, molecular function: double-stranded DNA binding; 3'-tyrosyl-DNA phosphodiesterase activity; single-stranded DNA binding. Gene Ontology annotation, cellular component: nucleus. Gene Ontology annotation, biological process: DNA repair. NCBI's taxonomy places the organism in Eukaryota, Metazoa, Chordata, Actinopteri, Pomacentridae. The coding region runs from base 147 to 1994 and encodes 615 amino acids. The record is from RefSeq and is a predicted model, not a curated record. The transcript is spliced from 16 exons.
UCGUGUUGAUGUGCGGCGCCUGGUGUGUUUUGUAGAUGUAUUGUGCAGAGUUGUAGCAGUUGAUUUAUCUGCGUUUACAACAGAACCGAGCUGCGCCGCUGCUCCCUUGUCCGACCGGAUACAGACACACCUGCACCGACAACAACAUGUCUCAGGACAGUCAACACGGCAGGUGGACCGUCUCCAGCAGCGACGACGAUGACGAUCAUCUCCCUCCUUCUGGGACUAAAACACCUGAGUCCCGUCGACCUGCUGAAUCCAAUCACAGUUCUGCCUCUUUAGUGCUAGUAACAGCUCCUGUGGAGGUGAAACCAGAACCAGCCAAACCCCCUGUUGCGUCACUCACCAUCGCCUCCGAGGCCAGACAGUCGGCCGCACUGAACCAGUCGAAUCCAGUCAAGUAUGAAACGAGUCCUUCCUUGGCUGGAAAGCGGAAGAAAGAAGUGUCAGAUAGCACAGGCUGGGCUCUGUCAGAUAGUGAUGAAGAUGAUGGACAUGUGAAGAAGAAGACUCUCAGUAACUUACCAAAGAAGACCCCUCCCAGCCCCAAAACAAAGAAACCCAAAGUGGAGAACGAGCGUCCUCCAAGUCCCCACGGCCGACUCUACUACAUUGACGAGCCAGAGGACUUCUUUGAAUCCUCUUUUCCUUGUCUAAAUGACACCUACAGGUUCUACCUCAACAAAGUCACAGGCCUGGACAAGAAGUACAACAGUGGCGCGCUACACAUCAGAGACAUUCUCUCUCCAUUAUUUGGGACCCUGAAAGAAUCUGUUCAGUUUAACUACUGCUUUGAUAUUGCCUGGAUGGUAAAGCAGUACCCAUCAGACUUUAGGGAUCGGCCAGUUCUGAUUGUCCAUGGAGAUAAGCGGGAGGCCAAGGCCCGGCUGGUCCAGCAGGCUCAACCCUUUCCACAUGUUCGCUUCUGCCAGGCCAAGCUUGACAUUGCCUUUGGAACUCACCACACGAAGAUGAUGUUACUGUGGUAUGAAGAAGGGUUCAGGGUCAUUAUUAUGACCUCCAACCUGAUCAGAGCUGACUGGUACCAGAAAACACAAGGGAUGUGGAUGAGCCCUCUGUUUCCACGGUUACCAAAGGGAAGUAGUGCGAGUGCAGGUGAGUCACUCACCUUCUUUAAGAGGGACCUGCUGGAGUACUUGGCAUCGUACCGAGCACCAGAACUCGAAGAGUGGAUCCAACGAAUCAAAGAGCAUGACCUGUCAGAGACGAGGGUGUAUUUGGUCGGAUCAACCCCAGGGAGGUAUGUGGGUGCAGACAUGGAGCGCUGGGGCCAUCUGAGGCUGAGGAAGCUGCUUCAUGACCACACAAACCCUAUUUCCGGAGAAGAUGGGUGGCCUGUGAUCGGCCAGUUCUCCAGUAUCGGCUCUAUGGGACUGGAUAAGACCAAGUGGGUGGCAGGGGAGUUUCAGCGCACCCUGACCACACUAGGAAAAUCCUCCCUUCGCCCAGACCCCCCUGUGCACCUGCUGUAUCCAUCAGUUGAAGAUGUGAGGAUGAGCUUAGAAGGCUACCCAGCUGGAGGCUCUCUUCCUUACAGCAUCCAAACAGCUCAGAAGCAGCUGUGGCUCCACUCCUACUUCCACCGCUGGAAGGCAAAUUCGACAGGGAGGAGUCACGCCAUGCCACAUAUCAAAACAUAUAUGAGGGCAUCUCCAGAUUUUGCUCAGCUUGCCUGGUUCCUCAUCACAAGUGCCAAUCUGUCCAAGGCAGCGUGGGGAGCACUGGAGAAGAACAACACUCAGAUAAUGAUCCGUUCAUACGAGCUGGGAGUCCUCUAUGUGCCGUCUGCCUUCAACAUGAAGACCUUUCCCGUUGACAAAAAUCCAUUUCCUGUCUCAUCAUCCUCUUCUGGUUUCCCUGUGCCCUUUGACCUCCCCCCUACAUGCUACUCUUCUAAAGAUCAGCCUUGGAUCUGGAACAUUCCGUACAGCCAGGCUCCCGACACUCACGGCAACAUCUGGGUUCCCUCCUGAUCACACACACACUUCUCUCACUUACAAGUGUGCUGUUCGUACCUGUCAGUACUGUGUCUAGGUGUUAGCUGUCACUAACACUGCUUUUUACGUUUUAUACUGUAGACUCACAUUUAUUUUCUACCAAUAAAAAAAAAA